Molecule: messenger RNA, 1594 nt
Organism: Coccomyxa subellipsoidea C-169
Lineage: Eukaryota; Viridiplantae; Chlorophyta; Trebouxiophyceae; Coccomyxaceae
Exons: 10
Coding region: 236-1339 (367 amino acids)
Biological process (GO): D-alanine biosynthetic process
Cellular component (GO): cytosol
Molecular function (GO): pyridoxal phosphate binding; alanine racemase activity
Source: RefSeq, a predicted model, not a curated record
AUUCUGAAUAUAUAUCCGAGAUCAGGGCGAUUAGAAGUCUACGAAGGGGUUCUUGCCUUACCGAGCGAGGGAAGAGUACACGAGGAGAUGCUCCGAUGUACCAGUUCUGAGUUUCGAAGCUCUUGGACUAUCAAAAGCCAAUGCGAUUAUUGACUAUCGCUCAUUAGUAACAUCUGUAGCAGUCCAAUAAGCUGAAGGUGCAGAAAUCCAGCUGGGGACGACACAAGGAGCUAAGAUGCUGCGAUGCAUCACUAUCUUGCUGAGCACCAUGACGCUGACAGUUUUCGCUUCACUGCAAGCCGAUUUCGGCCAAGUACCUGGCGAAAGGCAGAGGUUCAGAGUGCUGGGCCCCACACGCACAUACACAGUAUCCCAGUCCUGGAUUGAAGUGAGCUACUCAGAUCUCACACACAAUGCCGGCAAGGUGCUAUAUCAGCUCGGCCCGGAUGUCAUCCCCUUGGCCAUUGUUCAGGGAAAUGGUUACGGCCACGGGCUUGACACAGUGGCAAAGGCGUUUCUGGGGGCGGGCUUCAAGGAACUGGGGGUUGCCGACAUCAACGAAGCCAUCACACUGCGUCAGGAGGGCGUGGAGGUGCCCAUCCACAUAAUCUAUCAGCCGGACUUCCUGACGGCGCGAGUGAUGGCCCUGGAAAAUGUGGAGGUGUACAUUGAGGACCUAAGCUUUGCGCGCGUUCUCUGCGAGGAGACCACGGCAGUCAAGCGCGAGGCGCCCAUGCAGGUGCAUGUGAAGGCGGCGCUUGGAGCGGCGGUGCAAGGGGUGAGCAGCUUGGAAGAGGCAAUGGAGCUCAUAGAGUACAUCAAUACCUGCAGCAGCCUGCAGCUGCGAGGCAUCACCACCGAGCAUGCCGAGCCCAAGGAGCUGGAGGUAUUUGCAGAGAAGCUGCGAGUGGCUGGGGCCAAGUUUGGCGUUACGGGGGUGGCAGCCAGCCCGAAGAUGCUACGGGACAAGGAGGCCUACGGGACUACGGGCAUCGUCCACGUCAGCGCUGCCCUCUACGGGCAGCAGGAGAUCGUGAAGGCGGGCGAUAUGCUGCACGAGGGCCACCACGCCAAGAGGGACAUGACCGUGGCAGUCAUCUACCAGGGCUACACCGAUGCGUUCCAGGUGGAUGAGGUGGCGGUGAGGGGCAAGCUGUGCCAGAGAGUGGAUCUGGGCAACAGCAUGCGCGUCACAAUCAUCGAUGUCACUGCCGUGCCUCUCGUCCAGGUGGGUGACGUUGUGCUGUUGCAUGGGAAGGAUGGCAGCAUAGAGCUGAAGAAGCCCUGGAAUCUGGCAGCAGUGUCCAUCGGCGUUCCCCGCAUACCCAAGUGGGACUGACGCAUAUUCACUUUUGGAUAUAGAAGGAAAAAUCGGACCGCUGUAUUUGUUUCAAAAAUGAAAGCAACAUGCGCACCAACACCUGAAAAAGUCCCUUGCAGAGAGUGUGCAUGUGCUUUCCGAAGCAUGUUUCUGAUUGCUCAAACUUGUGAGAUGAAACUGGAAGGAUAGCUGAGGUGGUUCGGACCGUACACUAGUGAUGUUGAAGAAGAGACAGCAGUGGCUGUGUGCUCAUGAGUAAGAAGAUUCUUGGAU